CACUCUAUUUAUGCUUGAUUUAUCGAGUUUCUGACCCCCGAACUAUGGAUGACACCAUGGUUAGGCUGUUUUCUGUUCUUAAGUGUGGGGGUGUGAUUAACAUUUUCCUUGGCUGUUUUGGUUCCACUUUGGGCUGUUCUUUUGCAGGACCAUGUCGAAGCCCAACCUCCGGCAUCAGUAUGUUCAAGAUUUGAGAAGGGGGGCCCACCGGGAUCGUUUUCAGAACGUCCUGGCCUGCAAGUUUGGGCAGCAUCAUUACUGGUCGAAGCGCGAAUUGGAGAAGCUGAACUGCUACGAGCACCUCUCCCCCGUUGUCACCAACAAAUACUGGCGCCACCUGCUCAGCAUUCGCGCGACGGUUUACCAUGAGAUCGUGCUUGAGUUCUACACUACCUUCAAGCACGCAGCCACGGCCGAUUGGAAGGACGAAGCUGCAGUCCAGUUCCGACUCGACGGUGAACCACGCUCCAUGAGUUACGACGAGCUGGCGGACGCCCUCGGCCUCAACCUGGUCAAUGACAGGACCUUCAUCACCGAGAUCGCCGAGCCAGCAGGGGUGGACUUCGGGAGGCUGCACUUCAGCCUCGCUCGGCCACGGCAGCUUCCCUUCAAGGCGGGGAAGACGAAGGCCAGCACAUUGCAGCUUGAAAACCGUCUCCUCCAUCUCAUGCUGGCCAAGUCUUAUACCCCCGCCUCAGACAGUGCCAGCGCCAUCACCAAGAGAUCCCUGUACUUCAUCCAGUCCAUGCGCCAGAGGGAUCAUCCCCUACACUUGGGCUCGGUGGUGGCGAGGACAUUCGAGAAGAGUGCUUCUGAGCUGAAGAAACUCCACUGCACUCCCCUCAUCACCUGCCUGGCAGAGUACUUCCAGAUAUCCCUGCAGGGGUGCACAGAGCAGGGAGAGACCACUCCCUUUGGCCGGGCUACGCUCACCAAAAUGCUCCUGCUUCGAGAAGAGCGAGGUGUCAUGUGGAUCGAGGGGUUUCCUCAACCUCAGAUUCCAGAGGCGGUCCAACAGGAGGUUCCAGAGGGUGCAGCUGAUGAGGAGGUCCAGCCCGAGGACGUGGAUGACACUGCUGCCGCCCGCCCCACCACCUUCGAGUACGGGGGUGGCAGUUCCAGUUUCCCGGGGCAGGAUUACUUCACCUCCCAGUUCAAGCAGCUGCGUCUCCAGAACCAGCAGAUCCUCGACCAUCAGAUGCAGUUCCAGCAGCAGUACGCGGCUCACCAGGCCGAGUACCACCAGAGGAUGGCGGGUUACGAUGAGAGAUUGGACCAGCUCCAGACCCAGCAGGGAAUGACUCUCGCACACAUCAAGCGGGAGAGGCGACGCUCUUGGCGCAUGCAGGAGGUCCAGCAGCAUUUACUCCAGCUGCUACCGGGCGAGCAGCCAGUCUGGAGAACUCCCUGGGAGGACUCUCCACUUCCACCUCCCCCAGCGGAUGGUGAUGAUGGUGCUGAUGGUGGUGACGCCUUCAUGAACGACAUCGUCUUCGAUCUGGACAACCUCGGCGACGAGUAGGCUGUACUCGUUGCCCCUCUCAGUGUGUUUUGUUUUUUUUUCGUUGUAGACUUGUGUGUGUUUGCUCCAUGUGUGAGGAGCUUGAACUUAGUGUCGUUUGUUUUUGUUUUUGUUUGUUUCUUUUGUGGAUUGUUUUUGCUGUAGCCGUCUGGGCUAACACUUAUCCCUAACACAACGUGUGCUAGUGUGUUCUUGGUGUUCGAUUCGUGCAGAACUGUCCAUCUUUCCGUUUGUUUCUCGCUGACUGGUCCACUUCCAGUCCCCCAACAGUUUCAAUCCGGUAACAUCGUUCCCCUUCCCUAUCCCUCUGCUCCAUUGAGGGCAAUGUCGUGCUUAAGUGUGUGUGUGUGGGGGGGGGGGGGGGGUGCUUUGUAUCGGUUGGAAUGUAUAUAUGUGUGCUUGGAGCCUAGUCCACUGUUCAAAUCUCGAGAUUUGAGGGCUCCAAGUACUGCUGUUUGAUCAUAUUGGCACUGUGUUUUGAUUGAUGAAUUGAAUGGUUUUCGGAUUUAUGCAUGACAGCUUGAUUGUGACUAGGACAACCUAUGAUGAGUAUAGGUGUCAAAACAUAGCCCGACCCGAUUAACCCGCCCGAUCAACCCGACCCGCAACCCGACCGCAACCCGAAUUGACUAAAACUCAACAACCCGUAACCCGCCCGACCCGCAACCCGAUUGACCCGCAACCCAACUAACCCGCAACCCGACUAACCCGCAACCCGACUAACCCGAACCCGAUUGGCCCGCAACCCGACUGACCCGCAACCCGAUUAACCCGAACCCGAUUGACCCGAACUCGACUAACCGGUAACCCGACCGACUCAACCCGAAUUUCAUCUAAUCCACAUGAAUAAUUAUAAAAAUAUACAAUACAUAGUUUUUCAAAAUAAAGUUUUUCAUUCUAAACUUAAGAAAAAUUAUUUUUUCAUUUCGUAUAAGAAAUUUUAAAAAUAUGAAACUCACUUGAUAUUACGUAUUUUAAGAAAAUGACAAAAUUGAAACAUGAAGGUCACUUGAGAUCAUGACAAUAUUAAUAUAAUAUAUAAAUUAAAAUUUUAGUUAAUUUAACUAUUCAAUAAAAUUAUCAAUUAAAUAUAAAUAAAGUAAAGUAAUGUAUUUGGUAAUUUGAUAUUUUUAAAAGAAGAGGGAAAUUUUUCUGUAUUCAAGUUUUUGGGAAGAGAAAGAAGAGGGAAAUUUGGUUCUUUGAAUUUUUUAGAAAAGAAAGAAGUGGGAAUUUUGGUAGUUUUGAUAUGUGGGAAGAGAAAGAAGUGGGAAAAUUUGAUUCUUUUGAUUAUGAAAGAGAAAUAAGGAGGGAAACUUUUGACUUUUCAACUUUUUGUAGAAGGAAAGAAGAGGGUAAUUUGGUUCUUUCAAUUUUAUGGAAAAGAAAGAUGAGGGAAAAUUGAGUUUUUCUAAUGUAUGGAAGGAGAAAGAAGGAGUGAAAUUUUAGUAUUUUUGUGAAAAGAAAGAAGGAAACAAAUUUGGUGUUUUCAAUUUUUUGGUUUUUCAUAAUUUUAGCUUUUGAAAUAUGAAUCUUUAACUUUUAUAUGGAGGGCAUGACUAGUUAAAAUUAUUCUUAUAUGCUUUGAAGGCUAAUAUGUAUAUAUGUAUGUAAUUUCUUAUGGUCUAAUAAAUAAAUUAACCAUUAGUUACAACAAUUGAUAAUAAACUUGAUAAGUAAUCUUUGACGAUUCGUUGUUUAGGAUAUAAAGUAUAUGGUUAUGGUAUAAGGUACAUAUGGUUUAGAGUGUAUAUGGUUAGGGUAUAAGAUAUUGAUGGUUUUGAUGGUUCUAAGUUUUUUAUUAACAUAUGUUCACUUGAAGUCAUUUUAAGUCUUUAACGGCAGGAGAUCCCUUUUUAAUUUAUGUUUAUGGUACGUGGUUAGGGUACAAGGUAUGUGGCGUAAAGUAUAGGAUAUAUGGUUAGGGUAUAACAAUUAACAAAUAUCACUUUUUAUCUAUGUUUUGAAAAUCAAAGUAUGAAUUUUAC
Linum trigynum is the source of this 3507-nucleotide messenger RNA. The record is from the annotation of a GenBank genome assembly. Lineage: Eukaryota; Viridiplantae; Streptophyta; Magnoliopsida; Malpighiales; Linaceae.